Messenger RNA from Trichoderma citrinoviride, 1964 nucleotides. RefSeq lists its product as hypothetical. The transcript is spliced from 7 exons. Gene Ontology annotation, molecular function: DNA-binding transcription factor activity, RNA polymerase II-specific; DNA binding; zinc ion binding. Gene Ontology annotation, biological process: regulation of DNA-templated transcription; DNA-templated transcription. The coding region runs from base 1 to 1962 and encodes 653 amino acids. NCBI's taxonomy places the organism in Eukaryota, Fungi, Ascomycota, Sordariomycetes, Hypocreales, Hypocreaceae. The record is from RefSeq and is a predicted model, not a curated record.
AUGUCGACUCGUCGCUAUCGGUCUGCCAUCGCCUGCCAGACAUGUCGGGUGCGCAAGGUGCGAUGCAGCGUGUCCAUGACGGGCGUGCCGUGUAUUAGUUGCGAGCAGGACCAGACGGAAUGCAUCUUGAAGCCGAGACAGGGCAAACGUCCCGGGGGUGACGUCGUUGCACCACCACUCAGGGGCUCGCAGGCGCCGCUGGACACACCGGAUACUAGAGCUUCAGCUGCGUCUAGUGACCCAAGCGCCGCCGACGAGGAGCAGCUCGGUGUGGACAUGGUGGAGGCGGCGUUGGGGCAUCCGCGAAGAGAAGGCCAAGUCCCGUACUACAUUGGCGAGCAAACAGGGGGACCAACCUCGACUAUGCAUAUCUGCACAACUGACCACGCCAUACCAAAGCAUCUCCUCAUGCCGGCAGCAAAGCAGACCAUCCUCACCGAAGAUGAAAAGGCCUUUCUCCGCAGCAAGGGCGUCUAUUCGUUCCUGUCGGAAGCAUCUUCCGACAGCUUGAUCCGGGCGUAUUUCCACCAUGUCCACCCCAUUAUGCCCAUAUUGGAAGCUGACAAGCUGCUGGAGUAUCAUCGCUCAAAGCGGCUCCAUGAGUAUAAUCUCAUACUGCUAUGGGGCCUUUUUACGAUAGCAAGUAACUACAUGCCCGUAGAGGUAUAUGAAAAUGAAGGCUUUGCCUCCCGAAAGGCCUUCCGAGCCGAGAUGUUCUCUCGUGCAGUUUGUGCAUAUCACAACGUUGGUGAAAAGAAUAACCUGGUUCUCCUCCAAGGAGCUCUGCUUCUCGGCUUCUGGAAUUCAGACAUCGAGGACCACAUGCAGCCAUGGCAGUGGAGCGGAAAGGCCAUCAACCUAUGUCAGAUCCUUGGCCUUCACCGCGACAUCGACUCCGUCGGAUACAACGCAUCCAUCACCGAGCGGCAGCGCUCGCUAUUCCGCCGACUCUGGUGGACGUGCUUCUGGCGGGACCGCUGGCUGUCCGUUUCCCUGGGGAGGCCGUUGCGGAUCAACCUCGACGAGUCUGACACGUCCGAUCCUCUGGUCUCGGAUCUUGCCAUCGAUCUCGAGGGAAUUCCGGAGUCUGUCACCUCAGCCUACUUGCCGAGGGAUCUGCCCCGGCUGGCUGAAUACUGGACGCAGCUUAUACGAAUGACCAAGUUGCUGGGCAAGACUCUCACCACGUGCUAUCAACUUCGACGGCCUAAGCCAACGAUCGCCCAGAUUGACGCUCUCGAGGCAGAACUGAUGCGCUUGAAUAUGCCAGAUCAUCCGGACCCCAUGCUCUCCAGACUAGCGACCUUUUACUAUUACCAUCUGCAGCUGCAUUAUCAAGCCUUGCUGGUCACAUUUUAUCGACCGUGUAGCGUGGAGUCUCCUUCGGAUCUUCCCACCUACCGCCAGAGGGAAUGGCAGCAAGAGAUGCAGGGAAAGGCCAUGUCCGCCGCCUCCAAGACGUGCAACAUUGUCUAUGCUCUGGCCCAGGGCAACUUCUUUUCCUAUGCUGGGCCAAUGACACCAACGCUUCUCGUCCCUGCCAUGCAAGUCUAUCUCCUCAACUGCAAAUUCGGCGACGCCCUCUCCCGCCGCCUCGGCCUAAACAUGCUCAACAUGUGCAUGAUGAUCCUCGAAGAGCUCCAAAAGACAUACUCGGUCGCCUCCGUGUGCCGAGGCAUCUUCGGCAAGGCCAUCCAGCAGCUCUUCCCCGACGACGCCGCCAGCAUCUCGCUCACGCAUUCCCUUCCCGAGCCAGGAGGCAGCAGUACCUUAUCCCCGUCGUCCUCCUCCUCCGCCUUGCCUGUGGCUGCUGAGCAGCUUCCGCCCAUGACGACGGUUGCAACGGAUCCGACGCUGCAGCUGGAGCUGUUUAGUGUGAAUGCGACCAAGGCGGAUUUCAUUGAUGCGCUUACGGCGGAGGCGUCGAUUUUCAGUUUUGUUGAUAUGUUGAAUUUUGCGUGAUG